This is a messenger RNA of Knipowitschia caucasica, 453 nucleotides long. NCBI's taxonomy places the organism in Eukaryota, Metazoa, Chordata, Actinopteri, Gobiiformes, Gobiidae. The record is from the annotation of a GenBank genome assembly.
AUGAAGCAGAGAUUGACGGAAUGUGAGGCCACCUCGUCUCCUCCUCUCAUCGCUCUGCUCUUUGUCUACCUCUCACCUCCUUCCACUUGCAGAGAUGAAGAUGUGCUCCACCUCUCUCCUCCUCUCGACACUCCUCUGCUCUGUCCCUCCUCUCACCUCCUUGCAGCUCAGAUGAAGAAUGAUCGCUUCACACUCCCUCCUCUCUCACUCGCUCUUUCACUGCUCACCUCCUUCACUGCAGAGAUGACUAAUGUGACCCUCCACUCGACCACCUCUCCUAUCCUCUGCUCGUGUCUCCUCUCACCAACAUUCAACUGCAGAAAGAAGAGUAGCCUCCUCUCUCCUCUGCUCUUCUCCUCUCAACCUCCUCACUGCAAGAUGAAAUGUGACCUUCCUCUCACCCAUCUCUCCUCUGCUCUGUCUCCUCUCAACCUCCUUCAACUGCAGAGAUGA